Molecule: messenger RNA, 993 nt
Organism: Verticillium nonalfalfae
Lineage: Eukaryota; Fungi; Ascomycota; Sordariomycetes; Glomerellales; Plectosphaerellaceae
Exons: 4
Coding region: 1-993 (330 amino acids)
Biological process (GO): carbohydrate metabolic process
Cellular component (GO): extracellular region
Molecular function (GO): hydrolase activity, hydrolyzing O-glycosyl compounds; cellulose binding
Source: RefSeq, a predicted model, not a curated record
AUGGUCAACAUCACGUUUUUCGUCCAGGUUGCUUUGGCAGCGUCCAGUAUGGUCUCAGCUGACGGCCUCAAUGCCAGAGCCAAAGCACGCGGCCGUUACUUGGGCACGGCCAUCAACCCGUCGGUCAUGAGCGACAGCCAGGCCAACCCCAUCGCCAGCAACGGCCAGGAUUUCGGAUCAUACACUUGCGAGAAUGAGAUGAAGUUUGAUGCCCUCCAGCCGUCUCGUGGCACUUUUAAUUACGGCAACGCAGACCGUAUUGUUGCGCAGGCCAAGGCGAAUGGCAUGAACAUGCGUUGCCACGCGCUCAUCUGGCAUUCGCAGGUGCCCGCCUGGGUCAGCAACGGCAAUUUCGACCGCACGACCAUGAUCAGUAUCUUGGAGACGCACAUCCGCAACGUGGUGACGCACUUUAAGGGAUCCUGCUACGCUUGGGAUGUCGUCAAUGAAGCCCUCAACGAAGAUCGCACAUACCACACCACUGACUCGGUUUGGUACCGCACUACUGGAGUCGAUUACAUCCCACUAGCGUUCAAUGCAGCCAGGGCUGCUGACCCCGGCGCGAAGCUGUAUUACAACGACUACAACUGCGACCGCCCAGGUCGCAAGGCAACCUGGGGCGCAGAACCUGAUCCGCAGGCGGCCCAAGCCAGUUUCACCAGCAGGCCAGAUUGGGCCACCGUCGUUCAAGCCUGCCUCGCUGUCGCGCGCUGCGUGGGCAUCACGGGUUGGGGUUUCACCGACGCGUACACCUGGAUCGGCGGCGGCAACCCGCUCAUCUGGGACGCAAACUAUCAGAAGAAGCCGGCCUACAAUGCCAUUCUCACUGCGUGGGGUAGCAGCAGCGGAACUCCUCCCACGACGCCCCUGACGACGCCGCCCCCAUCUGGCAACUGCUCCCCCCUGUACGGCCAGUGCGGCGGACAAGGCUACACGGGCAGCACAUGCUGCAGCCAAGGGACGUGCCGUGCCCAGAACCAGUGGUACUCGUAG